AAUUAUCAGUUGAUGACUUAUUCGGAUAACCAAGUAGGAUAUUUUCUUCAAAGUAUAUAUAUAUAAAUAAAUAUACCUUCUUGGAUGGCUGCGGCUGUGGCUUGCUUAUCCUACUUCCCUUCCUGCUUUCAGUCCUAACUCUAUCAACCCCACACCCCCAAUACUUUCCAUGGCUGCUUUCUCAUUCUCCCACCACUCUCUUCUCAUCACCAUGCAUCACGACCACCGCCUGCCGCUGCUACAACCAAGGCCCAGAUGCUCCCUCUCUUGCCGAAGCUGCCACCCGACGGAGCCGGCAGGCGGCGGCGGCACGAGGAGCUCGGAGAAAGAAGAUCAGAAGAGAAAGGAAGAGAAAAGAUCAACAUCAUCAUCAUCAUCAUCAUCGUCAUCAUCAUCAUCAUCAUCAUCAUCAUAUUGGUGGAGACAGCUAGGGAGAGAAUUUAGUGAGGCUGCAGGGAAGAUGGGGAAGGGGGUGAAGGAGAGCCUCAGCCCAAAGCAGAAGGGCGACUGGAAGGACUUGUUACUGAUGAGCUUAUCUUUCGCUGUCUAUGUUUAUAUCUCUCAGAAGAUCGUUUGUGCCUACUGUGCAUGGAUGGCCAUGCUCAACAACUACUAAAAUAAUCACUUUUUAAUAUCUUUUCUUCUUUUUUUUUGGGGGGGCUUUAGAUCUAUGCAUACAAGUGUUACUUUUGUUUAUGUUCACUUGUAAAUAAUUAAGAACUUAUUUAUCCAAAUAAAUCGGUGAGUGUAGAAAGUGCA
Molecule: messenger RNA, 759 nt
Organism: Ananas comosus (pineapple)
Lineage: Eukaryota; Viridiplantae; Streptophyta; Magnoliopsida; Poales; Bromeliaceae
Exons: 1
Coding region: 170-616 (148 amino acids)
Source: RefSeq, a predicted model, not a curated record